AUUCAUAUUGUUUUCUCGCUCAAUAUGUGCUUGGUUCAAACGGAGACGUGAAACAGGGGUCUUGAGAAAAAGUCAAAAAUGGAGUAUGACGAUAUCAUAAAAGAAUUGGGUUCUUUUGGAAAAUAUCAAAGACGUGUGUUUUUUCUUAUUUCGAUACCAUGUCUUCUCACUGGGUUUGGGGCUCCAGCGACGAGUUUUAUUUUAGGAAAUCACAAACACAGAUGUAAGCUGCCCUUUUAUGAGAACGAUACAUUUGCUGUACAGUCGGAAACACAUCUAGAGAUUAUAAAUGGAACAAUACCAAGAAAUUCCGAUGGCACCUUCUCAAAGUGCACCAUAGUGGUUAAUGGUACAGAAAAGAAGUGUUCCGAAUGGGUUUAUGACCAAUCACAAUUUGAGCGGACUGUCACAUCGGAUUUUAACUUGGUGUGUGACAAUCUCCAUAUUCGAUCCCACGUUAAGAUAUCGCUUCUGGUCGGGUUUCUUAUGGCAUCCAUGGUAUCGCAAUUGGCCGAUGUGGUGGGCCGACGAUUCAUGGCAAUAGCCUUGUCGACAGCGCAGAUCGGAAUUGUUUUUGCUAUUCCGUUUUCCUCCAGUAUCCCAAUGUUUGCUGCUCUGAGAUUUUUCGAAGGAUUGUGCAUUUUGGCAUUCUACCAGGUCUACUUCGCUAUAGUGAUAGAAUUGGUCGGACCUUCAGAAAGGAUCCUCGCUGGCGCUAUACCAAACCUGUUCUGGUGUUUUGGCCAAUUUCUCUUGAUCCUGUUGGUGUAUUUUGAGAGGGACUGGUUCUAUGUGAUGCUGUUUCUUGCGAUGCCUACCAUCUAUUCCCUGAUAUUUUGGAUACCUGGACUUGUUCCGGAAUCUCCUCGGUGGCUGACGGCCCGAGGACGAAUAGAAGAGGCAUCUAAAAUACUGACCAAAAUGGCGAAAGUCAACAAGGUUCACAAGAAAUUUGAUGCUUACAAGAUCAAACAAGAUUCGGAUCCAGGCAUGAUGAUUAUCUUGAAGGAAUUGCUCCAUUCAAAAGUUCUCCUUAAAAGACUUUUGAUAGUUGUCAGCAAUUGGUUCACAGUGUCCUUCAUCUACUACGGUCUGACGUUGAACAUCGACUCGCUUGGCGGAAACCUGUACGCAAACUAUGCCCUGCUGGUACUAGUUGAACUGGCUGGAUACUGCGUCAUUUUCUUUCUGAAUAUGACAGGACGCAAACCUCUACAUCUAGUGGCGAUAUUUGGAUGUGGUGUGGCAUCUAUAGGCUCUAUCCUGCUCAUACUCUUUGCAGAGAACACUCUAUACUGGUUACAUAUCCUCCUAGCUCUGGUUUCCCGGUUUGGAAUUUCAGUCCUGUUCGCUGUUCUCUAUAUCUACACCGGAGAGUUGUUCCCGACUGUAAUACGGAGUAUCGUAAUGGGGACAGUCAGUAUUGGCGCACGUGUAGGCUCCAUGAUCUCCCCAUAUUUGUAUGACAUUACGGACGGUAAGAUGGGGAAGAUGUUGCCACUAAUUGUAUAUGCCGUACUGACAAUCACAGUAGGAUUGCUUUCUAUGAGACUUCCAGAGACGAACAAGCAGAAAUUGAUAGAAACGGUUCAUGAAGUUAAUGAAAGGAAUGCUGAUUUGGUAAGCCAUUAUGAAGAUAUAGAUGAGAGUGUAGAAGCCCUGCAGUUAAAAUGAAAACUCUUUAUCAGAACUUUAUUCGCUGGUGACCAACUCUUCAACUGAGGUCACACCAUUAGGCAUUUUGUGUUCGUAUGGCACAAAAGGACGGGAAAUGAAUUUUAGUGAUAAUUUUGGAAAUCUGUAAAUCAAUAUUUUGAUAGAAUCGUCUUAUACAUUUACUUCGAACUGAAAAUGCAUAUUGAUGUGAAAUUUCAUAAUUAUUUUAUCCUUCCGCCUAAGUCGGGUGAUCACUUAUGUAUUCUGUUGCUAAAUUUCAUGAAUAAAAUCCGAGUACAGCCUA
This is a messenger RNA of Ostrea edulis (European flat oyster), 1960 nucleotides long. Its product is annotated as organic cation transporter protein-like. Gene Ontology annotation, cellular component: membrane. The record is from RefSeq and is a predicted model, not a curated record. The transcript is spliced from 10 exons. Gene Ontology annotation, molecular function: transmembrane transporter activity. Gene Ontology annotation, biological process: transmembrane transport. Lineage: Eukaryota; Metazoa; Mollusca; Bivalvia; Ostreida; Ostreidae. Bases 79 to 1674 code for a protein of 531 amino acids.